Procambarus clarkii (red swamp crayfish) is the source of this 705-nucleotide messenger RNA. The record is from RefSeq and is a predicted model, not a curated record. Lineage: Eukaryota; Metazoa; Arthropoda; Malacostraca; Decapoda; Cambaridae.
AUGUGCUUCCCUCUACACAUCAACGAGCCCUACCUGGUGGGCUGGCAGUACUCGGCUUUCAUCUUCCUGGGACUCAAUAUUGUAAGCAUGGUGGUGAUCUUCAGCGCCUACACCGGACUCUUCAUCAAUAUUCGGGAAACAAGGAUGUGCACGUCUCUCUCCAGCGACGAGAUGACCUUUGCUCUCCGCUUCUUCUUCAUAGUCGUCACCAACUGCCUGUGUUGGCUGCCCAUCAUGUGCGUCAAGGUGGCCGCCCUGGCCAACAUUGACGUCCACCAGGGGGUGUACGCGUGGCUGGUAGUGCUCGUUCUCCCCAUCAACUCUGCAGUCAACCCCGGACUCUACACAUUCUCCACCUCACAGUUCCAGUCACAAGUAACCAACGCCAUCACUCUCUUCCGCAGAGCGCGCCAGAGGAACAGCUCAGCGACACACAGCGUCUUCCACCACCGGUGCUGCAGCGACACACAGCGUCUUCCACCACCGGUGCUGCAGCGACACACAGCGUCUUCCACCACCGGUGCUGCAGCGACACACAGCGUCUUCCACCACCGGUGCUGCAGCGACACACAGCGUCUUCCACCACCGGUGCUGCAGCGACACACAGCGCCACCACCGGUGCUGCAGCGACACACAGCGUCUUCCACCACCGGUGCUGCAGCGACACACAGCGUAUUAUCUCCGGACAUUUGGAAGAUACAGUGA